AUGCCUACAUUGAAUCAAUUGAUUCGUCAUGGUAGAGAAGAAAAACGGCGCACGGACCGUACUCGAGCUUUGGAUAAAUGUCCCCAGAAGCUAGGAGCAUGCCCGACGGAGAAGAUCGUUGUAGCUAACUGCGGCGAUUCCAGAGCAGUUCUCUGUAGGAAUGGAAAACCAGUUCCUCUAUCCACAGAUCACAAGCCGGAUCGUCCUGACGAGUUGGAUCGGAUCCAUAAAGCAGGGGGGAGAGUGAUAUACUGGGAUGGUCCAAGAGUCUUAGGCGUGUUAGCCAUGUCACGAGCCAUAGGUGAUAAUUACUUGAAACCAUACGUGAGUUCGGAGCCGGAAGUUACUGUGACGGACCGGACCGAAGAAGAUGAGUUUCUUAUUCUAGCGAGCGACGGAUUAUGGGACGUGGUGACGAACGAGGCGGUGUGCGCGAUGGUGCACAUGUAUCUUAACAAAAGAGGUGGUGGCCGUGGAAGGCGACGAGAAACUCAGGACGAGUGUAGUGACGGGAAAGAGGAUGAGAAGGUGGUGGUGGGGUCGAGCAAGAGCGGGAAGAAAGGAGAGAUCACGAACAAAGCAUGCACGGAGGCGUCAGUGUUGUUGACGAAGCUGGCGUUGGCUAAGCAUAGUAGCGACAACGUAAGCGUCGUGGUCGUUGAUCUCAGAAGAAGAAGAAAAAGACACGUUGCUUGAGCUGACACUAAUCUAUCUCA
This is a messenger RNA of Raphanus sativus (radish), 716 nucleotides long. Its product is annotated as protein phosphatase 2C 3-like. The record is from RefSeq and is a predicted model, not a curated record. The transcript has 2 exons. Gene Ontology annotation, cellular component: cytosol; nucleus. Lineage: Eukaryota; Viridiplantae; Streptophyta; Magnoliopsida; Brassicales; Brassicaceae. Gene Ontology annotation, molecular function: protein serine/threonine phosphatase activity. The coding region runs from base 1 to 696 and encodes 231 amino acids. Gene Ontology annotation, biological process: protein dephosphorylation.